GAUUGAACCCCUUGAGAAGCUGACUGGGGCAUUUCUGCCUCUUCUGUUCCUUGUGACAUGCAGAGUUCACCUCCCCAAGGCAGGCACCUUCCUGUGCCCCAUCACCGAACUCAAAUUUGAGGUGAAGGCAGCUGUGACUAUCAAAUAUGCACAUCACUCCUGGGAUCAGCAUCGGAGCAUGGCUGAAAUGCAGACCUGGUUGGUGGCUGGUCCAUUGUUUGACAUCUGGACAGAUGCUGAAGAGAAAGUGGCAGCUGUUCACCUUCCCCAUUUUUUGUGUCUUGGAGGGGAAGAAACAGACAUCUCUCUGAUGAAAAUCGCCCAUUUUGUUGAAGCGAGGUUGACCCUGGAAAAACCAGCACGGGUGACCCGAUUUCAUGCUGUGCUGGAGAAACCCAAAUUCUCUCUGUUGGGUGUGCUAAUUAAACCACUCUAUGACAAGUUCUUCAGUGUGCAUGCCGUGGUGAUACUUUAUCAGAUUUUGAAGAAUAUCACAACACUUAACCUCUACUUGGUUCCCAAUGACUCUUCCCUGAUACAGGCAAUCCAGGAUGCCGAAGAGAAGUUCCACUCAGUGCUGGUGCGAAAGCCCCCUCAAACAAUAAUGCCCUUGCACUACGGUUCUCGCUAUACCGUAUCCAGUUCAGUAGACCUCAAGAUAAUCCCAAAGGAACUGCACUUUACUUACAAGAACCCUCGACACCAGCAAUCCUAUGUGCAAUUCAGUAUCAGAAGCACUGAGAUAGUGGAUAUAAGUCUGAAAAAUAAGGAAGAUCUUUGCUCUGUCUGGGACACUUCACUCGAACCAGGUGCAUCUUGUUGGAUGGUGGAUUUUUAUGGGUAG
Messenger RNA from Heteronotia binoei (common prickly gecko), 844 nucleotides. Its product is annotated as caspase recruitment domain-containing protein 8-like. NCBI's taxonomy places the organism in Eukaryota, Metazoa, Chordata, Lepidosauria, Squamata, Gekkonidae. Bases 179 to 844 code for a protein of 221 amino acids. The record is from RefSeq and is a predicted model, not a curated record. The transcript is spliced from 4 exons. Gene Ontology annotation, cellular component: canonical inflammasome complex.